AUCGCAAUAAAUGUUAAUUAUUAAUUUUAUGAAAUUAAUAUCCCGUAUGUGUGGCAACACUAUAAUUACGUCACUAAAUAAUCUACUCUCACUGCUGCCGUUGUCGGUGUGUUUUUGGACGGAAUAAAUUUCCUCACCAAAAUUCGCGUAAACGAAACGAUAAAAAUUAUUUAGAAAGAAUUGAAUAUUUUGAAACGAAUCACCGACAAUGUCUGGCCUAAUAUCGAUGACGUCGCGAUGGCUGCCGCGAAAUGCAUUAAGUAUAGGAGUCCAAGCAGCACGGAGCCAAGAAGUUAAAUCAGCUGCAACACUGCGACAGUUUUCCAGGUUAGCAGUAGCUGGAACACAAAUAUUAACUGCCGAACACCCGCCCGUUGGCGUAAUCAAUACGAAAAGACCGCUGGGAGUAUGUUCUUGGAAGCGAAUACAUACGACUGCAGGUCUGUGGGAAUCACAAACUGUGAAAGUGCCAGGGUUUGCUGAUUCCGUAUCGGAAGGUGACGUAAGAUUUACCUGCAAGGUGGGCGAUUUUUUUGCAGCUGAUCAAGUUGUUAUGGAAAUUGAAACCGAUAAAACUGCUGUAGGUGUGCCAGCACCCUUUGGUGGUGUUUUACGCGAAAUUCUCGUAAACGAUGGCGAUACUGUUAAACCAAAUCAGCCAUUAUUUACAAUUGAAAAGGCUGCAGGAGGCCCUGCACCUGCCCAACCAGCGGCAGCUGCUGCUGCUGCACCUCCAAAACCUGCGGCACCAGCAGCACCCGCAGCACCAGCUGCAGCUAAACCUCCACCACCACCACCACCAGCAGCAGCUAGACCACCUCCACCACCACCACCAGCAGCAGCUAGACCUCCACCUCCACCACCAGCAGCCGGUGCACCACCACCACCACCGCCACCGAAACCAGCAGCACCUGCUGCACAAAUGCCCGUUGCUGCUAUACGUCAUGCGCAAGGCAUAGAUCCAAAUGCGCAGGUUAAAGUACCACCAGCUGAUUAUACACGCGAAAUAACUGGCACACGCACAGAACAACGUGUAAAAAUGAAUCGUAUGCGUUUGAAGAUCGCUCAGCGUUUAAAAGAUGCACAAAAUACUACUGCAAUGUUGACCACAUUUAAUGAAAUCGACAUGAGCUAUGCAAUGGAAUUCCGAAAAACAAAUCAGGAGGCUUUCCAAAAGAAAUAUGGCAUCAAGAUUGGCUUUAUGUCUAUAUUCAGUAAAGCUUCAGCUUAUGCUUUACAAGAUCAACCCGUUGUGAAUGCUGUCAUUCAAGAAAAGGAAAUAAUAUAUCGUGAUUAUGUAGAUAUCUCAGUAGCUGUGGCUACACCCAAAGGUCUGAUGGUGCCCGUUAUACGUAAUGUUGAAAGUAUGAGUUACGCUGAUGUUGAAAUAGCGUUGGCUGCGCUUGGACAAAAAGCCAAAAAAGGUGCUAUUGCUGUAGAGGACAUGGACGGUGGUACCUUCACAAUUAGUAACGGUGGAGUAUUUGGUUCAUUAAUGGGAACGCCAAUUAUUAAUCCACCACAAAGUUCGAUUUUGGGAAUGCAUGGCAUAUUUGACCGCCCGAUUGCUGUUAAAGGACAGGUUGUCGUACGUCCAAUGAUGUAUGUCGCACUUACCUAUGAUCAUCGAUUGAUUGAUGGUCGUGAGGCUGUGCUAUUUUUACGUAAAAUUAAACAAGCUGUUGAGGAUCCAAGAAUUAUGCUGGCUGGCAUAUAAACUAUGUAUAAUGCUUAAAGGAAGAUAUUAUGAAAACAAUGCAAAACUAAUUGUUUAGUUAACUACUAAAAAAAGCCUUCUAUUCUUGAAAAAAUGAUAUCAAAUCAAUUUUAAAUAAAUUUAUUUAUUAUAACUAUUGAAAAAAAUUCAGUUUUCACUUGACAAACACAUGUUACUAAAAACACAAAUAAUACAAUUGU
This is a messenger RNA of Teleopsis dalmanni, 1917 nucleotides long. Its product is annotated as dihydrolipoyllysine-residue succinyltransferase component of 2-oxoglutarate dehydrogenase complex, mitochondrial. NCBI's taxonomy places the organism in Eukaryota, Metazoa, Arthropoda, Insecta, Diptera, Diopsidae. The record is from RefSeq and is a predicted model, not a curated record. Gene Ontology annotation, cellular component: oxoglutarate dehydrogenase complex. The transcript has 7 exons. Bases 209 to 1717 code for a protein of 502 amino acids. Gene Ontology annotation, biological process: tricarboxylic acid cycle. Gene Ontology annotation, molecular function: dihydrolipoyllysine-residue succinyltransferase activity.